AUAACUUCCUCCAUCAUUUCCAUACAACAUUUUCUCUCUCUUAGGGUUUCCAAUUUCAAUUUUAAUAUCUAAUCUCAACAACAAAUGGCGACUGAUGGAACCAACGGCGCGGCAGUUACUACCGGUGACAACAACGGCGCUGCUGAGAAGACGGUGACGUUCACGGCCGUGAAGCCACAGGUGUUUGUUGAAGCGUCCAAGGCAAACGACGCCGUUUCGUUCUACAAAGCUGCGUUUGGUGCUGAGGAGGUGAAUCGUGUUACUAAUCCGAAACGAAAGGCUGACCAGGAGCUUCCGGUUCUCGUCUCUGCUGAAAUCAAACUCGCUGGCUCUUCUUUCAUCGUUUCUGAUCUCUCUGAUGAUUCAUCAGCUCUUGUGAAAACGGUGAGCAGUGGGCUAGUGUUCUGUUUGGAAACUGAGGACAUUGAAGGUGCUGUGGAGAAAGCAAUUAAGGCUGGUGCGGUUGCUGAAGGUGAAAUAACUGAGGCUGAAGGUGAUGGCGCGUAUUGUGGUGGGCGCGUGGGGAAGGUGAAGGACCCUUAUGGCAUUGUUUGGGCUAUCUGCACCCCUACCCCUACUGCUAAGAGGUCUGCUACUAACGUGGAAGCUUAGAGAGCGUUGAUCCUCUUCCGUUUCAUCUUGAUGAAUGGUCUCCUUUUAUCUUUCUUUUAGUAGGCUUUUUUCAUUUUCCCUUUUUUAAUAUUUCAAUUAAACACCUCAUUUUACAGUAAAUGAUGGAUGGAUGGAUAUCAGUACUUGUGGUGUUAAUUGGUAUUUUGAGAUCUUUAAUGAUGGAUGAAUUAAUGGAUGGAUUAUGAACCUUAUUAGAUAUUAUUAUGCUAAUCUUGGCUUUUUAGCUA
This is a messenger RNA of Erigeron canadensis, 860 nucleotides long. RefSeq lists its product as uncharacterized. The record is from RefSeq and is a predicted model, not a curated record. NCBI's taxonomy places the organism in Eukaryota, Viridiplantae, Streptophyta, Magnoliopsida, Asterales, Asteraceae. The coding region runs from base 85 to 612 and encodes 175 amino acids. The transcript has 2 exons.